This is a messenger RNA of Aspergillus nidulans FGSC A4, 2212 nucleotides long. Its product is annotated as dipeptidyl-peptidase III. The transcript is spliced from 3 exons. The record is from RefSeq and is a predicted model, not a curated record. Gene Ontology annotation, biological process: proteolysis. Gene Ontology annotation, molecular function: dipeptidyl-peptidase activity; metalloexopeptidase activity; metallopeptidase activity. Bases 10 to 2133 code for a protein of 707 amino acids. NCBI's taxonomy places the organism in Eukaryota, Fungi, Ascomycota, Eurotiomycetes, Eurotiales, Aspergillaceae. Gene Ontology annotation, cellular component: cytoplasm.
ACAGCCGUCAUGGAUGCCAAUGUUAAACAACACUACCUCGCUGACUCGCCUCCGACUGUGGUCCGUCUAGAGGUGAAGCACCACUUUGACAACCUCAAAGACAAGAACCUACGGAAAUACGCUCAUUACAUCAGCCGAGCGGCGUUCGAGGGUACCAGGAUAACCUUGCGCCAAGUGAGCCCUGAGUCUGAGCCGAUCUAUGAUUUAAUCCUCGCCUUAUACCGUGCCUGCGAUGGAAAAUGGCCCGAGCUAGCUCAAAAGACUAACGUCAGCGACGAAAAUCUCCGAUUCUUCUUGGAGUACGCUGCUCAGUUCCUUGGUAACUCUGGUAACUAUAAGGGCUUUGGUGACUCGAAAUUCAUUCCACGAUUACCCCUAGAUGCUUUUGAGGCUCUAGCUUCGGCCACGCCUGAGACCAAAGCUGCGUUUCAAAAGGCCAAUACAACUGGUGGAGGCAUUUACGAGACAAAGGAGCAGUCUCUUAUGCACCUUGGCUAUCCAGAGUCUGGGCAUAUGACAACCUAUUACCCCGACUCACCGUCUAUCACCAAAGAUGAGAUUACAGCCAUUGGGGACUUCUUUGAGCAAAAGGGCAUGCCACUGGAAAACACCAGACUCCGGAUGACAGCUUCAGGCGAUUUUGAGUUACUGAUAGCUUCCGGCGUCUCCUCUCCUCCCUCGCGGGACAGGGACCUGGGAGAUGUCGAUUCUUUUGACUUGGAUGGGAAGCUAAAGGGGAAGAAAGUGCACCUUGUGUUUGGUGACCAUAGGGAAGAGAUGGCGAAGAUCGCUCACAGCGUUAAGCAGGCGGGACUUUACGCAGCAAAUGAUACUCAGAAGAAAAUGCUAGAUGCUUACGCACUGUCCUUUGGAGCUGGUUCCAUUGAGGCCAUCAAAGAGAGUCAGCGCCUCUGGGUCAAGGAUCAGAAGCCGGUCCUGGAGACAAAUCUCGGGUUUGUCGAGACAUAUAGGGAUCCUCAUGGAGUCAGGGGUGAAUGGGAGGGGUUUGUUGCUUUGGUCAAUCUCGAGCGCACUCGAGCUUUUGGAAAACUUGUAGACAGUGCGGAGAGCAUGAUUCCUAAGUUACCUUGGGGCAAUGAAUUUGAGAAAGACAAGUUUCUCAGCCCUGAUUUCACUUCGCUUGAAGUUCUGAGUUUUCAGUCGUCUGGCAUACCUGCUGGUAUCAAUCUGCCCAACUACGAUGACAUUCGCCAAAACCUAGGUUUCAAGAACGUCUCUCUUGGAAACGUACUUUCCGCCAAAGCACCGAAUGAGCCCAUCCCGUUCAUUCCGGAGGCAGAUCAAGAUGUCUACCGCAAUUGCCGUGAUCCUGCAUUUGAGGUGCAGGUUGGUAUCCAUGAGUUAUUGGGACACGGUACCGGCAAGUUGCUCCAGGAGACUGCACCGGGCGAGUAUAACUUUGACGUGUCCAAUCCUCCUAUCAGUCCAGUGACCGGCAAACCUGUGUCCUCAUGGUAUAAGCCGGGGCAAACUUGGAGCUCUGUAUUUGGAGCCAUUGCUUCGUCCUAUGAAGAAUGCAGAGCUGAAUGUGUUGCUAUGGUCCUUAGUUGCGACUUCAAUAUUCUCAGGAUUUUCGGCUUUGGAGACGGAAAGGAAAAUAUAUCAAAUGAGGCAGGUGAUGUUCUAUUUGCUGCAUACCUGCAGAUGGCUCGUGCGGGUCUAGUUGCCUUGGAGUUCUGGGAUCCAAAGACAAAGAAAUGGGGUCAGGCUCACAUGCAGGCUCGGUACAGUAUCCUGCGCACUUUCCUCGACGCCGGAGAUGAUUUUGUCAAGCUCGCUUAUACCAAGGAUGAUCUGUCCGACCUCGAGAUCAAAUUGGAUCGUUCCAAGAUUCUUAGCCAUGGACGCCCAGCGGUGGAAAAAUACCUUCAGAAGCUACACGUCUACAAGAGCACGGCAGAUGUUGAAGCUGGAAAAGCCCUUUACGAUGAUAUCACCUCUGUUGACGAGUGGUGGGGCACCAAAGUCCGCGAUAUCGUUCUGAAGAAUAAGAUUCCCCGUAAGAUAUUUGUGCAAGCCAACACAAUUCUUGAGGGUGACGAAGUCAUUCUCAAGGAGUACGAGCCGACACUCGAGGGUAUUAUCCAGAGUUUUGCUGAGCGCAGUGUCUAAUUAGAUGCUCCCAAUAUUCUAAGCUACCUCAACUUUAAUUCACCAAGUGACUUAGAAAUCAACAAUCACCUUUUUCAGG